AAUGUCGAAAGGUUUCAGUCUGAAUUUUAAAAAUGCUAAUGUAAUGACUUUUGAAUAAGAAAAUGAUUUAUUUGCUGGUUAGAGUAUCAAGGUAAUAUAUAAAUAAAUAAGCUAGCUAAAAUUUUAAUUAGAGGAGAGUUAAUAUGAUUUAGAGGUAAAACUUAUAAUUUCAUAAUAAGUUAGUUUAAGGUUGGAUAAGAUGUUGAAUGGGCUAAGAAAUGUGUGGCUGAAAAAAUAGACUGUGGAAGAAAUGAUUUUGUAUGGCAAUCAGAAUUAAAAUAAUUUAGGACCUGAUUUUCGAAGGGAAGAUAAUGCCAGAAUUCUUUUCUUUAAAUGAUAUCAAAAAUUUAAAGGAUUAAUCAAUCAUUGAAAUUAGAAUGAAGAAGUGAU
Molecule: messenger RNA, 390 nt
Organism: Paramecium pentaurelia
Lineage: Eukaryota; Ciliophora; Oligohymenophorea; Peniculida; Parameciidae
Source: the annotation of a GenBank genome assembly